Aspergillus nidulans FGSC A4 is the source of this 966-nucleotide messenger RNA. RefSeq names its product ankyrin repeat domain-containing protein. The record is from RefSeq and is a predicted model, not a curated record. The transcript is spliced from 3 exons. Bases 1 to 966 code for a protein of 321 amino acids. Lineage: Eukaryota; Fungi; Ascomycota; Eurotiomycetes; Eurotiales; Aspergillaceae.
AUGGAUGCAGAGCCGUCGAGUAUACUGCUGAUCGAGCCGCAGUCGCCUGGCCAAACGAGCGCAGAGUCGGAUGGUUCUCUUACACCUCAACGCACGGCAGUGAUUAAUCGCUCGCCCAAAGGGCAGCCAAUAUCGCCAACAAGUAAAUUCAACAACCUCAUCCUCAAGCUUGCCGCAUCAACGCCGCCUGCCAAGGAAGCUAAAGAGAAAUUGCUCCUCGCAGUCGAGAAGCUGAUCUCCGACGGAGCGAGUCUCGACUGCACGGACAGCAGUAGGCGCACACCCUUGCACCGUGCGUGCGCCAGCGGCACGAGGGACAUGAUCGCGCUGCUUCUCCGCCAUGGCCCAGAACUGAAAGGCGCGCGCGAUCGACGUGGGAACACGCCGCUGCAUGUCGUCUGCUCCGAGAGAAGAGGGUCGGCAUUUGACCUUCGGACUGCGGUGAGUUUCUUCAUUGAUGCAGGGGUUGAUGUGAAUUGCGUGAAUGAGGAGGGCGUGACGGCCCUGCAUCUCAUCGCCGAGCGAGGAGAGGAAGAAUGGAUUAGCACGGUGGAGCUACUGCUGCAGAAUGGGGCGCAGAUUGGCUUGGGCGAUGGGAUGGGAAAGACGGCGCUGCACAAGGCUACCGUCGCCGGGUGCGCAGAGCUGGUAGAGGCAUUGUUGCAGAAUGGAGCGGCAGUUGACGCGGUGGAUGAUCUGGGCCACUCGGCGCUGCAUAUGUGCGUGGUCAGUGAGAGUCUCGAGGCGAUGGAGGUGCUGCUGAGGUACGGGGCGGAUGUGAAUUUGAGGGAUGGACGGGGCCAUACAGUACUGCAUCUGGUCUGCCGUUACGGAUGGGUUGAAGCGGUGGAUAUGCUGAUGGAGAAUGGGGCAGACGUCGAGAUCAAGGACCAGGACGGGUUGACGGCGUUGCAGUUAGCUAAAGAGACUGGGGCUGAAGAGCUAACACCGAGGCAAUCCUGGUGA